Molecule: messenger RNA, 1384 nt
Organism: Aphanomyces astaci
Lineage: Eukaryota; Oomycota; Saprolegniomycetes; Saprolegniales; Verrucalvaceae
Exons: 2
Coding region: 44-715 (223 amino acids)
Biological process (GO): positive regulation of transcription initiation by RNA polymerase II
Molecular function (GO): transcription coactivator activity; DNA binding
Source: RefSeq, a predicted model, not a curated record
CCAAAAUGUGUUAUCCGGAUAAUUCACAAAUUCCAAGGACUCCAUGUCGAGCAGUGCUGGCCUGGUCAAGCCAAAGCCUCGAGCGGCGGCGACUCCUCGCGUCGUAAAGGACGAAGAGGAGCAUGUUUCACCUACCGACGAGACCAAGAAGCGUGAGCGAAGUGACAGCGAGGACGAGGGCGCCGCAGUGAAAAAGUCCAAAGCAGACGACGAGGAUGAGGUCGGCGCUGGUGAGAAACAAUCGGACGGCAGCAUUGUGUUUGAUCUGUCCGCGAAGAAGCAAGUGUCGGUGCGUGCGUGGAAGAGUGCGAUCUUGGUGGACAUUCGGGAAUACUACGAUUCGAACGGAGAAAGGAAGCCUGGGAAGAAGGGGAUUUCGUUGACGAGCGAUCAAUGGAAAGCAGUGACGAAACUCAUCUCGGACAUCGACGUCGCCGUCAAGUGGGUGCAGGAUCCCGACACCCCUGCGGGUACUUAUGAAGCCGACACGUUGAGCGAUGUCGAAGACAAUUCCGUCGCGUUUGCCAUCUCAAGCAAGCGCCGCGCGUCCGUGCGCAAGUUCAAGUCGAUGGUGUUGGUGGAUUUCCGAGAGUAUUACGACGCCAGCGGGACGCUGAAGCCUGGCCAAAAGGGCAUUUCAUUGACCAACGAGCAGUGGACCAAGCUAAAGCAGCGGGCCGACGCGAUCAAUGCCGCCAUGAAGUCGUUCAAGUAGUUCAACAGUCCACGUGCUAAAUCGUCCUAUUAUUCUGUACGAACCCAAGACACAGCAAUACUCUUACACACUCAAUAUCAAAUGGACAUCUAUGUUAUAUCGUGGUGAUCUUCAUACGCUUUGGAUUGCUGCUGCUUCCUGACCGCCCUGCGUCACCGUGCCCUCGCUUGCCUCCGUCGUCGUCACCAUUGUCGUCACCAUUGUCGUCACCAUCGCCGUCACCAUCGCCGUCUCCUCCGCCGUGAUGGUUGUCGCCUUCUUCGGCAUACUGGUGGUGCUGGCUUGAAAACCCAUUGUCAGGGUGGGGCAUAUACUGUUGCUGUGGAUAGUGCUGAGGCUGUUGUUGUUGAUGGUUGUGGUGGUGCAAUGGGUGGUGGUGGUGAUGCUGCGACGGCGAGUCAUAUGGACUGCCGCCGCCACCGCUUCCGUCGUGGGUCUGUCGAUGCGGAUUGAAGCCGAGGUUCUUUGCGUGACCAAAGUCGUUCGGGCCAAGGUUCAAGCCCAACCCACUACUCGACUUGUCAGCGUCCCCAGGCUCGCCAGUCAUUCCUAAGUGCAUACUCCCCCCGUCGGCAUUUUGAGGACUAAACUCAUGCCGAAGCAGCAUGUUGGCCGCUACAACACGCCCACAAGUAUAAGAUGUAGUGGUAUACACGAUCUCUGGCAUAC